CCGGGAGCCUCAGCGCAUGUUGAAUACAUAAUCCUCCCGAAUCCUGCGGAAAAGGAGACCAGUCGCCAGUUUACACUGGAUUAUUUAGUAUUCGGUAUCGUUACCCCUGCAUAUUCCAUUCCAUGUCUGGCCAUGCUCCCUGUACCUCGUCCCUGACGGCUCUCGCGUCCCGCGAGUUCGACUACAUCGUCGUCGGCGGCGGCAUUGGAGGCCUGGUGGUCGCGAAUCGUCUAAGCGAAGAUGCAGACAGGACAGUCUUGCUCAUCGAGGCCGGUGCCAAUCGCAUGGGAGACCCUAAAAUUGACACUCCGGGCUUCCUGUCGACUCUGUACGGCGAUGCCGACUACGACUGGAAUUUCGUGACUGAGCCUCAAGUGAGACCACCCUUGCUUGCAAUCUGCAGACCCCCAAGGAAACCAUCAGGAUUAUGCACUGCAGCCGGCUGACGCGGCUUGGUAACACGCAGAAACACGUCAACAAUAGACAGAUCGCACAACCGCGCGGAAAGGUGCUGGGCGGCUCCAGCUCCCUGAACUUCUCGGCCAUCGUGUACCCCCACCGCAACGAUUUCGACGCCUGGACCGCAUUGGGAAAUAAUGGAUGGACAGCUGAUGACCUGGCGCCGUACCUGCGCAAGUUCCACACCUAUACGCCCGCGAGUCCGGGGACGAGCACGCUUUUAUCGCUGGACUUGAUUGAAGCUGGGGAUCAGGGCACUGACGGGCCUCUUCCGGUAUCUUUCCCCGAGGUCUACGGCCCGCUCAACCAGGCGUGGCACGAAACUUUCGAGAAAUUAGGCUGGAAGUCGUUGGAUGAUCCUAUCAAGGGCCAGAAAAUCGGUCCCUUCGCGUGCCCGCUAUCGAUCGAUGCCAAAAAGGGAUCCCGUGGGUACGCGACUGCGUACUACAGUCCUGAAGUCGCGCAGAGACCGAAUCUGCAGCUUCUGACAGAAACGCACGUUCAACGGGUUCUUCUCGAAAAGGAAGAGAACGGUAGCGCCGUGUCAGCGACCGGGGUGCAGGUCCGGACGAAAGAAGGCGAGCAGCAGUCGCUUUUUGCUAAAAGAGAAGUCAUCUUGUCUGCGGGUGCUUUUCAGUCGCCCCAGAUCCUCGAACUGUCCGGUAUUGGGAAUGAGAAAAUCCUGGAGAAGUACGGUAUAUCCGCUGUGAUCGACAACCCAGGGGUUGGAGAAAACCUCCAAGACCACAGUCUGGUGGGAAUAAGCUUCGAGCUCGCCGACGGACAAGUUUCAGGAGAUAUCCUGCGUGAUCCGAACGUGCUGCAGUCUGUAAUAAAACUGUAUCAGGAAUCCCAAGCCGGUCCGCUCUGCGGCAUUCCGCUGAGUCUAGCCUACCUGCCCUUCGUCGACGGCAACGGCAUUCUGAGCAAAGACGCCAUAGAGAAGCUGGCGCAGGAAAACCUCAACGCCCACCUGGAUCAUCCAGGGCUGAAGAAGCAGUACGAGAUUCUCCGCGAGAGACUUCUCGACGCAAAGGAUACAACAUGCGAAUACCUCCUCCUGCCAAACCAGCUUCACAUGGAGCCGAAGAAGAACUCGAUGGCGGAGCUCCUCACUCCAACCCUCCCGGGUAACUAUGUCAGUAUCCUGAUGUUGGACAACCACCCUUUCUCGCGAGGCUCUGUUCAUAUUAGCUCCUCCAAUCCGCUGGAAAAGCCGACCUAUGACCCGAAUUAUCUGUCUCAACCGAUGGACCUGGAGCUCCUAGCCCGCCACACGCAGUACGUGGAUAAGAUCGUACAGACGGCGCCGUUCUCUACGCUGUUGAAAUCGCCCACCAGCCGACUUCCAAGGGACUCGGAGUCGGGGUUCGAUGACCUUGAAUUGACGAAGAGGGUUGUCAAGGAGCGUCUCUACCAUUGCUUCCAUCCGUCGGGGACUUGUGCCAUGCUUCCCAAGGAGCUGGGGGGAGUGCUGAACGACCGGCUGCUGGUUCACGGGACGACAAAUCUUCGCGUCGUCGAUGCCAGUAUCUUUCCGCUGAUUCCAACGGGGAACAUCCAGGCGACUGUUUUCGCGGUUGCGGAGAAGGCGGCUGAUUUGAUCAAGCAGGAUAACAAGGAUUAAGCUGGGUUGGUCUUGAUGUACAUACAUACCUAGACGCACAUACUCUCAUCUACAGUAUAUAAAUCUUAUACCCUC
Molecule: messenger RNA, 2161 nt
Organism: Monascus purpureus
Lineage: Eukaryota; Fungi; Ascomycota; Eurotiomycetes; Eurotiales; Aspergillaceae
Source: the annotation of a GenBank genome assembly